This is a messenger RNA of Scheffersomyces coipomensis, 3088 nucleotides long. It is a transcript of the gene SEC27, whose product is annotated as coatomer subunit beta'. Bases 232 to 2988 code for a protein of 918 amino acids. Gene Ontology annotation, cellular component: COPI vesicle coat. Gene Ontology annotation, biological process: endoplasmic reticulum to Golgi vesicle-mediated transport; retrograde vesicle-mediated transport, Golgi to endoplasmic reticulum; intracellular protein transport. The transcript has a single exon. NCBI's taxonomy places the organism in Eukaryota, Fungi, Ascomycota, Pichiomycetes, Serinales, Debaryomycetaceae. The record is from RefSeq and is a predicted model, not a curated record. Gene Ontology annotation, molecular function: structural molecule activity; protein binding.
UUGUAGAAUAUAGAAUAUAAUUAGAGGUUAUACUACUUUAUUUAAAAGUAUGGUCGUGCACCUUGUCCCAUUUUCUCACUAUGAUUUUUCGAACAACAACAAAAGUUUUUGAUCUCACCGCUCUAAUUCAGUUGUCAACCGUGUCAACAAGUUUCCAAAUAAUUGAAAGACGAAUUGGACUCUUAUAAUCCAUUACAUCAUCAAUUUGGCCAUAUAGAGUAACUAACAAUCAUGAAGUUGGACAUUGUCAAACAAUUCUCCACUCGUUCGGAUCGUGUGAAGGGCAUUGAUUUCCAUCCUUCUGAACCUUGGAUCUUGACUACGUUAUAUAAUGGUAAGAUUGAAAUUUGGUCAUAUUUAACCAAUACAUUAGUUAAAUCGAUUCAAGUGACUGAAUUACCCGUUAGAACUGGGAAAUUCAUUGCUCGUAAGAAUUGGAUUGUGGUUGGGGCUGAUGAUUUCCAAAUUAGAGUUUAUAAUUAUAAUACUGGUGAAAAAGUCACUCAAUAUGAAGCUCAUCCUGAUUAUAUUAGAAGUAUUGCUGUUCAUCCUACUAAACCUUAUAUUUUAACAUCUUCAGAUGAUUAUACUAUCAAAUUAUGGAAUUGGGAAAAUAAUUGGAAAGUUGAACAAGUAUUUGAAGGUCAUCAACAUUAUGUUAUGAGUGUUAAUUUUAAUCCAAAAGAUCCAAAUACUUUUGCAUCUGGUUGUUUAGAUACAACCGUUAAGAUUUGGUCAUUAGGUUCUUCAGUUCCAAAUUUCACUUUACCAACCCAUGAAGCAAAAGGAGUCAAUUAUGUUGAUUAUUAUCCUCAAGCUGAUAAGCCUUAUUUGAUUAGUAGUUCGGAUGAUCAAACUAUUAAAAUUUGGGAUUAUCAAACUAAAGCAUGUGUAGCUACUUUAGAAGGUCAUUUAUCAAAUGUUUCAUUUGCUUCUUUCCAUCCAGAAUUACCUUUAAUAAUAUCUGGUUCUGAAGAUGGUACUAUCAGAUUUUGGAAUUCAAAUACUUUUAAAUUAGAAAAAUCAAUUAAUUAUGGUUUAGAAAGAGUAUGGUGUCUUAGUUUAUUAAAUAAAUCAAAUUUAAUUGCUUGUGGUUUUGAUUCCGGUUUCGUUAUUGUUAAAUUAGGUAAUGAAGAACCAUUAUUCUCAAUGGAUUCAAAUAAUAAACUUUUAUAUUCUAAAAAUUCGGAAGUUUUCCAAUCAAUCAUUAAACCAACUUCAGCUGAAGGGUUGAAAGAUGGUGAACAAUUAUCCUUACAACAAAGAGAAUUAGGUUCCAUUGAAAUUUUCCCUCAAUCUUUAACUCAUUCUCCAAAUGGUAGAUAUGCUGCUGUUUGUGGUGAUGGAGAAUAUAUUAUUUAUACUGCUUUAGCAUGGAGAUCAAAAACUUAUGGUAAAGCAUUAGAUUUCGCUUGGAAUACUUCUGAUUUAUCAAAUAAUUCAUCCUAUGCCGUUAGAGAAUCACAAUUAUCCGUCAAAAUCUUCAAAAAUUUCCAAGAAUAUUUAACCAUUGAUCUUAUUUAUCAAGCUGAAAAGAUCUUUGAUGGUGCUUUAUUAGGGGUUAAACUGGAAGGUUGUAUUACAUUCUACGAUUGGGAACAUGGUGUCUUAGUUAGAAGAGUUGAUUUAGAUGAUGAUAUACAAGAUGUUGUUUGGUCUGAUAAUGGUGAAUUAUUAGCUAUUGUUACAUCAAGUGGUGAAGCCACUGCUGGCUCAAAAAAGAGUGAUGAAACUUAUCUUUUAAGUUAUAAUCAAGAAUUAUUCGAUGAAGCUUAUGAAAAAGGUGAAAUCGAUGCCGAAGAAGGAGCUGAAUCUACUUUUGAUGUCUUAUAUACUUUACCAACUUCUGAAUCUAUAUUAUCAGGUAAAUUUAUUGGUGAUGUUUUCGUAUAUACUACUGCUACUACCAAUAGAUUAAAUUAUUUCGUUGGGGGUGAAGUUAUUAAUUUGGGACAUUUUGAUCAUAAAUAUUAUCUCAUUGGUUAUAAAGCUCAAGAAGGUAAAUUAUAUUUAAUUGAUAAAUCAUUUAAUGUUAUUUCAUGGUAUGUUAAUUCUGAAGUAUUGGAAUUACAAACCUUAGUUAUGAGAGGUGAUCUUGAACAAUUUGCAUCUAAAACCGUUCAAGAUGAAGAAACUGGUGAAGAUAUUCCAGAUUUAGCCAGUAUUACUAUUGAAAAUAUUUCUGAAGAUUAUUCUAAAUCAAUUAAAAGUUUUAGUAAAACUGAAUUAAAUCAAUUAUCAAGAUUUUUUGAAAAACUAGGAUAUUUAGCUUUAUCAUUUGCUUUAUCACAAGAUUUUGAUUCUAAAUUUCAAAUAUCUCUUGCAACUGGUAAUUUACCUCAAGCUUAUGAAUUACUUUCAACCAGUGAAAAGAAUAAUCUUUCAUCAUCAUUAGGUAAUUCAUCCAAAUGGAAAAAACUUGGUGAUUUAGCUUUAUCAUCAUGGAAUAUUAAACUUGCUCAAGAUUGUUUCUGGUUAGCCAAUGAUUAUUCUUCAUUGUUAUUAUUAUUAUCAUCAUCCAAUAAUCAAAAGGAACUUGAAAAAUUAGCUAUACAGUGUGAGGCUGGUGGUAAAUAUAAUUUAGCUUUUCAAGCUUGGUGGUUAACUGGUAAUAAAGAUAAAUGUUUAGAUUUAUUAGUUACAAGUGAAAGAUAUACUGAAGGUGCCUUCUUUGGAGCUAAUUAUUCAGUUGAUGAUGGUAAAGUGAAAGAAACUGUUGAAUUAUGGAAGAAUAAAUUAAACGCUGAUAAAAAGAAAUCAGUCAGUGAUAGAUUAAUAGAAGAUUUCUCAAAUUUAAAGAUUGAUACCAAUGGUAGUGUACCAUUGAUUGAUCUUGAAUCCAAACAAGAAGAAUUACCUGAAGAAGAAGAAGAAGAAGAAGAAGAAGUGCAAGUUAAUGGAGGUGACGAAGAACAAGAAGAAGAAAAAGAAGAGGAGCCAGAAGUAGAGGAUGCCGAAGAAGAAGAAGAAAAUAGUAAAGAUGAGUAGGCGGGCAUUUACUGUAUUAAUUUUUAACUAUUAACCAAAAUAUUUCAGUUUAGCUUUUUAUUUCAUUUUAAAUACUUAUUUUUAACAUUUCAUAUUAUUU